AGCCCAAGUCUCCUCCUCUGGUCCAAAACUAGGCCCGAGAUGAAAACCCGGCCCACUGCCUCCUCCUUCUUCCUCCUCACCCUGCUCCUUCUAUUGGGCCCCGGAAGACCCGACCCGGACCCGCUUCAAGACUACUGCGUCGCGGAUCUAAAAACCCCGCCACCUUUCUUCAUCAACGGUGCUCCCUGCAUCGACCCGGAGCGGGUAGCCGCUUCCCAUUUCGCCACGUCGGUCCUGUCCAAACCCGGCAACACAAGUGGCAACCCAUUCGGGCUGAAUAUCACGGUCGUCAACAUCCGACACAUGCCGGGGCUGAACACCAUGGGCCUGACCAUGGCCCGGUUAGAUAUCGCGCCUGGCGGGUCGGUACCGCUCCACUGGCACCCGCGGGCCUCCGAGGUGGUGAUCCUCCUCAGCGGGUAUCUUCUGGUCGGGUUCGUGGACACCUCCAACGUGAUGUUCUCGCAGAGGCUCCGACCCGGGGACGCGUUUGUGUUUCCAAAAGGGUUGGUCCAUUUUAUGUUCAACGUUGGGGAGAAGAACUCGCCGGUGGUGGCGCUUGCGGGGCUGAACAGCCAGAAUCCGGGGAGGGAAGGGGUGUCGACUUCGUCGUUCGUGACGAGGCCAGAGAUCCCCGAUGAGGUGCUGAAGGCGACGUUUCAAAUCGGCGGCCAAGAUGUGAGCAGGAUCCGCAGGAACCUUGGAGGGUAAUUGUGGUAAUUUGAAUAUUUUGAGGUGAAAAAAUUGUGUAUAUAAUUAUGUGCCUUAAUAUAUAAAUACAAAAUUAAUUGUUAAUACCAAAUUUCAAAGCAAAUAGGAGCAAACAAAUAAUAAUAAAAUUUAUAUAUAUAUAUAUAUAUAUAUAUAUGUAUGUAUAUAUAGACACACACACUUUAUGUGUGCAGGAGGGGAGAAUAAGUGCAAGUUUGUUUUGAUAUCCAAUUUCAAAAUUUUCCUUUAUCAUAUAAUUGAGAUGUGUCUCGGGGAUCGGGUAAGUCGAACGUUCAACUGAUGCACAAAAACCAUAUUCGCAUUCGGACUUUACCCUGAUCAGCAAGACCUGUGGGCGAAGGACGCUGAUCCGUAGGUUUGCUACCUCACUAGGGGUUUGAAGGGCUCAUUGGUGGUUGAAGUUCUUAUGUAAUUAAAAAAAAAAAACAAGAAUAAAAAAUUUAUUUGCCAAUGAUUACAUUGAUAUUUAUUAAAAAA
This is a messenger RNA of Malania oleifera, 1209 nucleotides long. Its product is annotated as germin-like protein subfamily 1 member 1. Gene Ontology annotation, molecular function: manganese ion binding. NCBI's taxonomy places the organism in Eukaryota, Viridiplantae, Streptophyta, Magnoliopsida, Santalales, Ximeniaceae. The record is from RefSeq and is a predicted model, not a curated record. Gene Ontology annotation, cellular component: cell wall. The coding region runs from base 40 to 711 and encodes 223 amino acids. The transcript has a single exon.